Budorcas taxicolor (takin) is the source of this 315-nucleotide messenger RNA. It is a transcript of the gene FIMP1, whose product is annotated as chromosome 2 C16orf92 homolog. The transcript is spliced from 3 exons. Gene Ontology annotation, biological process: fusion of sperm to egg plasma membrane involved in single fertilization. NCBI's taxonomy places the organism in Eukaryota, Metazoa, Chordata, Mammalia, Artiodactyla, Bovidae. The record is from RefSeq and is a predicted model, not a curated record. The coding region runs from base 1 to 315 and encodes 104 amino acids.
AUGAGGCCAGGGCAGUGGGUGUGGGUGUGGAUGUGGCUGCUCAGGCUGGGGCCCCUAGAAUCAGCACCCAGUGUGGAGAGUGCCAAGGCCUCGGGCCGGGGAGCAGAAUCUCCGCUCUUCCUAGACAGACCUGACUUCUUUGAUUACCCAGACUCAGACCAAGCCAGGCUCCUGGCCGUGGCCCAGUUCAUUGGAGAGAAACCAGUCAUCUUUGCUAACUCAGAUUCUGACUCCAGGCUCUUCCAUCACAUCCUGGUGGGUGCUCUGCUGGUGGCCUUCUUCUUCCUGCUUUUCCAGUUCUGCACUCACAUGUAA